Lactuca saligna is the source of this 297-nucleotide messenger RNA. Lineage: Eukaryota; Viridiplantae; Streptophyta; Magnoliopsida; Asterales; Asteraceae. The record is from the annotation of a GenBank genome assembly.
AUGGUUGGAGAUGAAAUUAUUGAAGACUCUAGCCCUAUCUAUGAUAUUGAUGGGGAAGAGGAUCAUGAAGAAAUUGAAAAACAAAUAAAUUUUGUGCUUGGAAACGAAAUAGUUGAAAUGUUUUUGAAACAAAACGAUUUUGUUGUUACAAACAAAAUUGGUGAAGAAAAGGUUAAAGAAUCCGAAGAGGUGGAGCAGGUUGUUGACCACGAAGAUGUGGUUGUGGUUAAGAAGGAUGAUACCUAUCUUAUAACAAACUCUCUUUCUAAGAGCCUAGAAGAAGGAGUAACCCAUUAA